Molecule: messenger RNA, 7769 nt
Organism: Vitrella brassicaformis
Lineage: Eukaryota; Vitrellaceae
Source: the annotation of a GenBank genome assembly
CUUAUCUAUCUGUCUAUCUGUCUAUCGCUCACCGCAUGUGUUAGUCUCCGAAUGGCCAACGGUCUGAUGGCUGACGUGUAUGGUGGUGCUGGUGUGGAGGGGGGCGGGAUCUCGGCUGCCGUGGCGGAGGUCAUCCACUCGCUAUGGUCAGUGACACACACAACACACAACACACAGAGAGGGAUAUGGGACAGCUAAGCGGCAUCUUAUGUGCGUCUGUGUGUGUGUGGCGGUGUGUGUGAUGUUUCUGUCAGGCUUGAGCUAGUGGUGUGUUCGUUCCUGAUGGUGGUGUGGGUGUGGAGGCAGCGGCACAAUGGCAGCAAGACCAGCACCAAAAGCACUACCAAGACCACCGCCACCAGCAGCGGCAACAGCAGUAAGGCCAAGCAGGCUGCUGCCGGGCGGCCAUCUCCCCCGUCCAUCCCCCACCUCUCGGCUCCCUCACACCCCCCCUCCAGCAAAUGGUCCGUCGCUGGCGCCAUCCGCUCCACGGCAGCCACCAUCAUCAACAGAUUCAAGAAGAGGACCACUGCACCGCCCAACGCGGCGGCCCAUGACACCACCGACGAGCACCAGCCGGCCGACGACCAGAGCCCCGUUGCUCGCAAGCGCCCAGACGCGCUUCUGCUGGCGUCGCCCUCUGACGGCGGGCUGGCCAAGGCCAUGGCGGAGGCGGUGCUGCGGGAACAGACGCCCUGGUCGCCCAACGCACAGGUGGCUUCCAAGGGCCACCCGCAACCGCCCUUGGCGGCCACCAGCCCCCUCCUGGGCGACUUUCCCCCGCCACCCGACGGCCUCUUCGCACCCCCCACCAACCAGCACCAGCAGUGGAGCGGCGUGUUUGCCACCUCCCCCAGCCCCUCCCACGCCCACACACACGCCUUCGCGACCUCCUCUGUGCACAGCGUGCACUCGCUCAGCCCCUUCACCUCCAACACGUCACCGGCGCCGUCGUCAGUCGUGGCACAGCAGCACUCGCCUGACCUGGUGGUGGGGUCGUCGGGUGGCGGGCAGCACAGCGGGACGGCCACCACCAUGACCACACCGUCGUUCUUCAACGGCUCCUUCGGCAUCCCUGCCACUUCGUCGGUGACGAGCUCGCCCGCAGCCGUGACCAACGACGGGUGGGCCGUGAGUGGGGGAGGGGGGAGCGGCAGUGGAGGCGGGGGGAGUGGCGAUAAGGGCGGCUAUCGCAAGGACAAGGACCACUGCAGUGACGACUCGUCGACGCACGAGCAGGCCUUCCCGGAGCUCUCGGCGGCCGCAUCGCCCACAUCGACAUCGCCCACAUUCGCCAAGAAGGACAUUGUCGACGAGUCCCCCGUCCACCAGGCCAUCGUGUACCGUCGGCCAGGCAUCUCGCGCCUCCCCACCGAGGCGCCCAACGACAGCCCCACACUCACCACAGACCACUUCCCGCCACUCCUGCCCACCAGCACAGCCACCAGCGCCACCAAUGGCAAGAGGAGCAGCCGCGGCAGCUUCUCGUCCAGACAUGACAGCAAUGAAGGCACCACCCACAACAGCAGCCACGGGGGCGGAUCGGGCGCCAAGAGCUCCACUGCCCGCCGUCUGUCUGCCUUGACGGAGCGGCUGACGUCCGUCGGCUCCACCAGUGCGGGCGAGACCCCGACCCAUCGUGGGUCUAUCGACCAGGGCAAGAUGGGCGGCGACACACCAUCCUCCGGGAGCGCAUCCACCUCCGAGAGCCGCAUGCGGGGUGAGGAAUCGACCAACGGCAAUGGGGGCAAUGGGGGAAACGGUGAGAGGGGCUGGGGCGGUGCUCGUGAGAGAUGGGGCAAUGGUGGCGGUGGCGGUGGGGGCGGCCGUGGUGGUGGUGGUGGUGGUGGUCGAGUGAAAGGCAUAGUAGAGAUGGACAACACAGUUCCGUUUGAGGAGCUGGCGCGAGACCCGAUGCGGCUGCGUGGGAGCAUCAUGGACAUGUGCACCAAGCGAUACGGCAGGGCCAUCGAGUACUACAAAAUGGCAGUCAGAACAGGCGUCUACAAGUGGGGAGGGGGGAGGGGGAGGGGAUGGGGGAGAUCGGCACCACCCACAAGGCAACACAUCCACACCCACACAUCCCGUGUGUGUUGGUGUGUGCAGGCACAUCCGCGACGAGCAGAUGUAUGUCAACUUGGUGCAGCUGGGGCUGUUCCUGGGCCACCGCGACCUGGCGGACAGCGUGUUGGGUGACAUGAAGGCGGCCUCCAUCCCGCGGCCUCUCAACAUGUACAUCUCCAUCAUGAAAAUGUUCGCUGCACGACACCUCUACUCGAAGGUAUGUACGCCACACAGAGAGUGGGAGGGAAAACACCUAAGAGACAUCCUGUGUGUGGGCCAUCCGUCCACACAUCGACCCUUUGGUCAGUGUCUGUGGCUGUAUGAGGCUAUGCGGGAGGACGGCCACGCCCCCCGCGACGCCACCAUGUACUCGUGCCUUCUGUCGGCGGCCGUCGAGUCGGGCGAAUUCGACAAGGCCAUCGAGUUCUUCAAGAAGGUAUGCCCUUCUUGUCUGUCUGUCUACUCAGCCAAAGCCAAGUCUUCUGCGUACUCUCUCUCUCUCUCUGUGUGUGUGUGUGUAUGGUUCAGUUGUCCAACGUGGGCCGUCCGUCGAUCAAGGCCUUCAUGCAGGUCAUCCGAGUGCACUCGCGACGAAACGACUGGCAGGCCGCACUCAACCUGCUCAAACAGGUCACUCUCCCGGCCCCACACACACACCACACAGGCAAGACCAUCCCUCUCUCUCUGUGUGUGUGUGUGUGCAUCCAUCAGUUGUGUGACAGCGGGAUGGAGCCCGACAACCUGAUAGUCAACAACGUGUUGGCGACGUGCGUCAAUGCGCGGCAGGUGGCGGUGGCCCGCACGCUGCUCGAGGAGAUGAAAGACACACCGGGACUGCUCGACACCAUCUCAUACAACACCAUCAUCAAGGUAAGCACCCAGCCCACAGGCGCUGACAGACAGAGGGCAAGAAAUGUACCUCUGUCUCUCUCUCCGUGUGUGUGUGUGUAUGUGUGUGUGUAUUAGGGUUACGCGCAGUCCGGUGCGUUUGAGAGUGCGAUGGACAUUCUGCACGACAUGCGUGAGCAGGGCCUGCAGCCUAACGACAUCUCAUUCAACACACUCAUGGACGCCGCCAUUCGGGCAAAGUACACAGCUACACCCACACACCCACAUUUGUGUGUAAAUCUCUUCCUCUCUCUGUUGUGUCAGUGCGUCCGAUGCGGCGUGGAAGAUCUUGGACGAGAUGCAGCGCAGCGGCAUCAACCCCGAUCGCUACACCUGCAGCAUCCUCCUCAAAGGCAUCAGCAACGAGCCCAACAGCCACAGAGGAGGAAGAGACCACAACCGAGACAGAGACAGGGACUCCGUCAACACCCCCAAAUCGGCCUCUCGCCACCCGUCCAAUCACCCCUCCACCCCCACCAGCAACCAACAAAACAACAACAAUAGUGCCAACAGCAGCAGCAGCGGCAGCAACCGGACAAACAACGCUAGCAACGGCCGAAGGAACAACACACACCGACAGCAGCAGCAGCACCAGCCGCCCCCGCGCAGCUCUGGUGGGCGCGCAUCCUCCCACUGGGAUGAGGGCGGCGGCGGCGGUGGUGGCCGCGUGGGCGGCACGACGUGGGUGCCGGCAGCUGCUGCCAAUGCCACCAAUCGCACAAACAGCGUGCAGGACAGCAACAGCAGCAGCAGCAGGGGCGGGAGGCCUUCUGCCGGUGGUUCUGGUGCUGGUGGUGGUGGUAGUGGUGUGCGGGCUGGCCGGCAGAGCGACGAGGGUGAGAGAGAGCACCCGAAGGACCCUGCCGUCAACGACCUCGAUAUCAACGGAGGAGACGGUACACACAAACACACACACACAGACAGAGAGACAGAGAGACAGACGGACCAACGGAAGAUAGCACCCAUUCUCUGUUGUGUGUCUUUGCGUGUCUUUGUGUGUGUGUCCAUCCUUCCAUCCCAUCGACCCAUCAGGCGGCAUGCGUGAGGUGUCUGAGAUCCUGGCCCGUCUGGCCAAUAACCAGAUGCCGCCCUCCGCCCAGAGCUACGGCACCAUCAUCAAGGCGCUCGGGCAGGCCGGCCAGCUCGACAAGUGCUUCGUGGUCUGGCAGGACAUGACCAAGAACAACAUCUCACCCACACCCCUCACAUACGGUCACUCGGCACACACACACACACACACACACAGAGAGAGAGAAAGGCCUGCACGCGUGUGUGUGUGUGUGUGUGUGUGUAUGGCUGGCGCUGCAGGCAUCUUGAUGGACGCCUGUGUGCACUGCGGUGAGACGGGCAAGGCGUAUGAGGUCUUCCAGGACAUGUGUUCUGCCGGCUGGGCCGCCAACGACGCGCUCUACACCACACUCAUCAAAGGAUUCGUCAAAGUGACCACACCCUGCACACAACCACCCCCCAAGCACACCACACCACACCACACCACACCGCACACGUGUGCUGCAUUGUGUUGUCUUGUGUGGUGUCAGGCCAAGGACAUUGAUCAUGCUCUAGCGGUGUAUCAGCAGAUGCAGGCCGUCCCCUCACCGACCACCAAGCAGGCCUCAGGAGGAGGCUCACCGGAGCGGGGGCCCCGCGGUGACCUGCUGACGUACUCGAUGCUCAUCAAGGCCACCUGCGACGCACAGGACCUCAACACAGCCACACAGAUACUCAAAGACAUGCAGGCUAGUGUGAAGUGACAGACAGACAGAGAGGCACACAAGACACAGGCCACACAGAGAGCACGUGUGUAUGUGUAUGUGUGUGUCUGUGUGCGUGUGUGUGCAGAGUGAUGGCGUGGCUGCGGACGAGUUGGUGCUCAACAGCCUGCUCAACGCGUGUCUGAAGGAGCAGAACGUCACAUUGGCGCAGAGCGUGCUGAAUGACCUGACGCAGAAGGGCGUCGUUCCGUCGACCCUCACCCUGGCCAUCAUGAUCAAGCUGCUGACCAAGUCAGCACCUCACACACACAGAGACAGACAGAGGGACACGAUCCAUCCAUAUGUGUGUGUGUGUGUGAGUGUGUGUGCAGGUGUCGCAUGUAUGUGGAUGCGCUUGGGCUGCUCCGCGAGUUCAAGUGCGACUACGGCAUGGCCCCCGGGGCCAACAACUACAAUGCACUCAUACAAGUGACUAAAAAACACCCACCACCCUACAAAGACAUCGACCAGUCCGCCCAUCUGUCUGUCUGUCUGUCUGUGUGUCAGGCGUGUGUGCGGGGCCAUGCCCUCUGUGUGGCCCUUGACGCGUUUGACGAGUUCCUGUGCGAUGCAAACACCGCCCCGCCCAAGUGCCCGCGGCCCGACGCUUCCACCUAUGUAGCGCUGCUUAACGGAUGUGUAGAGGCCACACACAGCAGCAACGGUGGGGGUGGGGGUGCUGGCCAGACACCCAAUGGUGCGGGCGGCAUGACCACUGCCAAACUCACAGACACCGCGGUAAGCGCACAGAGAGGGAGAGAGGGAGGGAGGGUUUCUGUGUGGGAGUGUGUGUGUGUCUGUGUGUGUUUCGGCGUGUCAGGUGUCGUUGGUCGAGCGUGCCUAUUCAGAGGGUCUGUCGUUGCCUGAGGACUCGCUCACACCUCUGAUCAAGCUGGCCUCCUACACUCACACAAGUACAUAGCAUCAGUAUCCGGCCGUAUGUAUCACACACACCACACGACGCGACACACGGAUACCUCCCCCCCACCCCAUGUGUCGGUGUGUUUAGGUGAGCAUCUGGUGAGUUUGAUGAAGAAGAUGGGCCUACCGGUGUCGCCUGAGCAUGCCCACGCCCGCUCGGCGACGCCCCCAGUGAUGGUGGUGCACCCGAGCGAUCGAGACGGGCACCCCAUGCUGCCCCCCAUCAUGGCACACAACGACGUCACCGCCACACCGUGCUAGUCGCUCUGCGGGCGGCAUUCAAACACACACAUACACACAUACAAAUGCAUGGCAGCUUUACGCGCGAGUACAUUGUGAGUAGCUAGAUCUUCUGUAGAGUGGUGGAUGGAUGGACGGCUUUAUCUCCCUCUGUAAGUAUAUGUGUGUGUGUGUGUGGCGGUUGUUUGCCCGUCUGUCGGUCUGUCUGUCUGUCUGUCUGUCGGAACACACAGCUGCGUACACACAUCCACAGCCACACACACAUGACGCGUAGAAGAGAUACAUACUUACGAUGCGUGUGGUGUGCGUGUGUGAUGCAUGCUUUAGUAGGCAGAGAGUGAGUGACUCACUGGCCGGGCGGGGCGGGUGGCUCCCUGCCCUGACCAACAGGACAGAGACAGAGAGAGAGAGAGAGAGCAGAUUAUCUUUAUCGAGAGACGAGAGAGACCAAUCUACGCGUCCAUGGAUGGACGGAUGGCUUGCCGCAUUCAUUAACACCUAGAUAGACAUCUCUGCAGCGCGGCAAAGGCAAUUUUGGGGCUGGCUGCGUACCUACCUUACCUACACACACGCCUUCACAUGCACACGCGCAACAGAGAGAGAGCGGGAGAGGGAGAGAGAGGGAGAGAUUUGUACGGCAACUCAGCUGAAUCGUUUUCCUGCCAUUUACCUGGAGAGAGGAGAGAGGAGAGAGAGAGAGCUGCCGGCGAACCAGCCUGCUGUCGUUUCCCAAGAGAGAUAGAUACACUUGACGACUUCCUCGCGACGAGUGUGUAGAUACGUACCAACCCACUGGCUGUCUUCCUGAGUGAGCGAGUGACUGACUGACUGACUAGCGCCCCGACCAACCAGCCCCCUACCUGUGCAGACAAACAGACAGACAGAUAGACAGACAGACAGUCGCAAACGUAUCAGGCCUGACUUACUCGUUCUUGCCACCUGAAGUGUGUGUGUCCUACGUGCGUGUGUGUGGUGUGUGUGUACCAUAUGUACGUGUGAUGUCAUGUGAUGCGAUGCGAUGCUAUCAUGCGACGCUAUGCUAAGCUGCCCCAAAGACAGGGGCGGGCCGGGCCGCUGCUGUCAGGGAGGGAGGGAGUGAGUGCAACAACGGUUUAGAGAGAGAGGGAGAGAGAGAACAACACAGAGGGGCCAACACUUGCCUGCCCGCCCGACACAAGCUGCAUGAUUGGAUGGAGACAUGCUGACCGGCACUCGCUCUCUCACGUGAUGACUGACUGGCCUGUACACCUACCUGGAUGGAUGGCGGCAUGUCUGCAGGAAGGCAUCAAGUGUUUCAAGGGCGGGAGGGAGGGAGGGAGGGAGGGGUGCAGAACAGCCUGACUACCUACAAAUGAAUAUAUAUGGUAUAUAUCGCACACACGCGAUGGAUGCGAUCGACCACCCCGAGAUGGAUGGAAGGGCAUGAUCAUUUUUAACACCAUGCAUCGGAGCCCCCGGGCCAUUUAUACAUUUCUCUGUGUAGACAGCCCUCCCCUCCACCGAACCGAUCUGUGCUGUGCGAGUGGGUGUGUAUCGGUGUGUACCAUCGCUACACAGUUCAGUUUGUCAUACCGGAUGUUAUGUGUCCAUAUCACAGCUGUAGACAGACAGACGAGACGAUCGCCGUUUGUCGUGUCCGUCGUGUCGGCGGAGUCAGGCGGACAGCCGGGCCGUAACGUCACUCUCUGAGUGAGUGAAUGAGUGAAUGCGUCGCUAACGAAACGAACGGUUCUCCCAAUGGGAGUGUGUUUGUGUGUGUCUGUGUCGGUGUGGGGCUGCUGUGGGAGGGGCGGGGGCUCUGGUGGUCUCUUUUUCGACCUCUGUGUGUGUGUGUGUGUGUGUAUGCCUAGCUGUCUAUGCCUAGACUGACUGGCUAUCUAUCCACCAAUACGCGACAUCAAUCAA